Messenger RNA from Arachis ipaensis, 1491 nucleotides. RefSeq lists its product as uncharacterized. The record is from RefSeq and is a predicted model, not a curated record. NCBI's taxonomy places the organism in Eukaryota, Viridiplantae, Streptophyta, Magnoliopsida, Fabales, Fabaceae. Gene Ontology annotation, molecular function: aldehyde-lyase activity. Gene Ontology annotation, cellular component: cytoplasm.
CUGAUUUCUGAAGAGAAUAUGAUGUCAAAAAUAAUUCAGUAACAUUAAUGACGACAACGUCCCACCAAUCAACAUGCAUGCACGUCUGAUCCAUACCAAGCUCCCAAAGUUUUCAACUAUAAAAACAUCCCAAUGCACCCAAAGUUUUCAUCACCACAAAUUUGAACUAGAGCAUUUAAGCUAAGCACCCCCUAAGCUAGCUUUUAUUGCUCUAGUGCCCCUAACACUUAUUACUAUUAGCAACCGAACCCACAAUUAACCUCACCAUUCACCAACAUCUUAGCAUGGAAUUUGAAACCAGCUACCACAUCAACCUCAACGGCAACGGUAACACUAAAAUAAACGGUAACGGUAAUACCAAGGACAGUGGCAUCGGCAACGGUAACAGCAACGAUAUCCACCACUGUCACACCAAUGACCACCACCACAAUAACGACCAUGCCGUAUACGAAGCCAACCAAGUCAUCGUCGCCACCGUCAAUCAACCGAAAUCCAUCAAAGCUCGCCUCCAAGCCGGGGAUUGCCUGUACGGCAUGUCGUUUCUUAGCUUCUGUCCGACCAUGGUGGAGAUAGCGGGAUGGUCUGGCUAUGACUUUGUCAUCCUCGACCUCGAGCACGGCUUCGGAGGCAUCUCCGAAGGCCUGCGAUGCAUCCAUGCACUCACUGCGGCCAAUACUCCUGUCAUCGUUCGUGUGCCGGAGCUUUCGCACGUGUGGGUCAAGAAAGUCCUGGACCUUGGUCCCCAAGGCAUCAUCUUCCCUCUCGUCGAUGGCCCUCAAUCUGCCAAGAAGGCCGUCUCCUAUUGCAGGUACCCUCCAAAUGGAGUUCGUGGAGUGGCAACACCAAUUGUGAGAGCCUCAAGGUUUGGAAUCGACGAGAGCUACGCAAAGAAGUACGAGAAAGACUUGUUGAUCUUGUGUCAGGUUGAGACCGCAGAGGCCGUAGAAAACGUAGAAGGGAUUGCAGCCGUUGAUGGGGUUGAUGGAAUUAUGGUUGGACCGUUGGAUCUGAGUGCAAGUGUUGGAUGCAUGCACGAUCCCAGAAAUGAAAAGGUGAAGGAGAUGAUGAGGAAGAUUGAGAGCACCGUGUUAGGAAUGAAGAGGAAAGAGGGCGGUGGGCCCUACUUGGCUGGCUUCGCUAUGCCAUUUGACGGUCCGGAUCAGUUCAGGAGCCGCGGCUACAAAUUGAUUCGUGGGGUCACUGAUGUUGGCUUGUUCAAGAACGCAUGUGUUGGUGACGUCAGCAAGUUCAACAUGAACAAGAAGGUUGUUAACGGUGAGUACUAAUAAUAGUUGGAGGGCACUAUAUAUAUUUAUUUCGGAGAAUAAAAAUGUAAUAAUGAGUAAGAGCAUGGUGAAACAAGUGGUUGUACUUCUUGUAAUUGAUUCUCAUUUGAUUACUGGAAGGCGGGGACUUGGGCAAAGAAGUGUAAAACAUCUUUCAAUAAAGAUGUUUAUUUUCUCUAUUGAUUGUUAUGUAUUAAAUUUUUGA